Messenger RNA from Schistosoma mattheei, 1074 nucleotides. The record is from the annotation of a GenBank genome assembly. Lineage: Eukaryota; Metazoa; Platyhelminthes; Trematoda; Strigeidida; Schistosomatidae.
AUGGAGCCAUUUCAUCCUCCCAGUGUACACUUUCGAAAUAUGUCGUCAUUAUCUCUGAAAAAUGUUUUGUAUGGGUCACCUUUAUUAGGUAAACUUAUUAUAAGGAGACAAAGCGAGGUAAUUGAUUAUGGAUAUGGGCAGAAUACAGAUACAGGAAUUUUGAAAUCCCUCAUUACUCAGGCUGGGACACGCACAGCUACAAAAGAGGAGACUGCUCAAAUAACAAAUCAAGUUACUGGUCAGAUUGGAUGGCGCCGUGAAGGUAUAAAAUACAGAAGGAAUGAACUGUUUCUGGAUAUCAUGGAGUCGGUCAAUCUUCUUAUGUCACCACAAGGACAAGUUUUAUCUGCACAUGUGGCAGGUCGAGUGAUCAUGAAGUCUUAUUUAAGUGGUAUGCCAGAAUGUAAAUUUGGUUUUAAUGACAAAGUCAGUUUGGAAAACAAACAACGAUCUACAGCUGGUACAGAAGACAGUAGUGGAGGUAUUGCAAUAGAUGACUGUCAAUUUCAUCAAUGUGUUAAACUGGGUCGAUUCGAAACUGAACAUACAAUCUCUUUUAUUCCACCAGACGGUGAAUUCGAGUUGAUGCGUUAUAGAACUACUAAGGAGAUCAGUUUACCAUUUCGUGUCAUACCAUUAGUUCGUGAACUUGGUAAAACUAAAAUGGAUGUUAAAGUAAUUUUAAAAGCUAAUUUUCGUCCUAAUUUAUUUGCACAAAAAAUUGAAGUUCAUAUACCGACUCCAAUGAAUACAAGUGGUGUACAAGUUGUAUGUAUGAAAGGUAGAGCAAAAUAUAAAGCAGCUGAAAAUGCUAUUAUUUGGAAGAUUAGACGAAUAUCUGGUAUGAAAGAUUGUCAAUUAUCUGCGGAAAUUGAAUUGUUACAAGCUUCAGAUAAACAAAAACGUUGGAUGCGUCCACCGAUCUCUAUGAAUUUCGAGGUACCAUUUGCACCGUCUGGAUUUAAAGUUCGUUUCUUAAAGGUGUUCGAGUCCAAAUUGAAUUAUUCAGAUCAUGAUGUAGUGAAAUGGGUUCGCUAUAUUGGUAAAAGUGGUUUAUAUGAAACAAGAUGUUAA